CCGGAGCCCCGUCAGCAUGGGACCCUGGCCCCGCUCGCUGCUGGCCGCCCUCCUCCUGCUCUUGUCCGGCGUCGGCACCGCGCACUGCGACACACCGGCCAACUGCACCUACCCUGAGCUGCUGGGCACAUGGGUCUUCCAGGUGGGCGCUGUGGGUUCCCAACGCAACGUCAACUGCUCGGUCAUGGGACCACCAGAAAAAAAAGUAGUGGUGCAUCUUGAGAAGUUGGACACAGCACGUGAUGAUCUUGGCAAUACCGGCCAUUUCACCAUCAUUUACAAUCAAGGCUUUGAGAUUGUGUUGAACGACUACAAGUGGUUUGCCUUUUUUAAGUAUAAAGAAGAGGGUCACACGGUAACCAGUUACUGCAACGAGACCCUGCCUGGAUGGGUGCAUGACGUGCUGGGCCGGAACUGGGCUUGUUUUACUGGAACCAAAAUGGGAGCCAUCCCUGAGAAAGUGAAGGUGAACACAGCACACUCUGAGAGGCUCCGGGAAAACUCUUCUAAUAAGCUCUACAGAUAUAACCACGAGUUUGUGAAAGCAAUCAAUACCAUUCAGAAGUCUUGGACUGCAACCAGAUACACGGAAUAUGAGACUCUCACCCUGAGAGACAUGAUGAGGAGAGGUGGUGGCCAGAGAAUCCCAAGGCCCAAACCCGCACCCCUGACCACUGACUUACAGGAGAAGAUGUUACGUUUGCCAGCAUCGUGGGAUUGGAGAAACGUUCAUGGUACCAAUUUUGUUAGUCCUGUUCGAAACCAAGCAUCAUGUGGAAGCUGCUACUCAUUUGCUUCUAUGGGUAUGCUGGAAGCAAGACUCCGAAUACUAACCAACAACACGCACACCCCAAUCCUGAGUCCGCAGGAGGUGGUCUCUUGCAGCCAGUAUGCUCAAGGCUGUGAAGGUGGCUUCCCGUACCUCAUCGCAGGAAAAUAUGCCCAAGAUUUUGGGCUGGUGGAAGAGGCCUGCUUCCCCUACACAGGCACUGAUUCUCCGUGCAAACCGAAGAAGGACUGCCUCCGUUAUUAUUCCUCCGAGUACCACUAUGUGGGAGGUUUCUAUGGCGGCUGCAACGAGGCCCUGAUGAAGCUCGAGCUGGUCCAUCACGGGCCCAUGGCUGUUGCUUUUCAAGUCUAUGAUGACUUCUUCCACUACCACACAGGGAUCUAUUACCACACGGGCCUACGAGACCCUUUCAACCCCUUUGAGCUGACGAAUCAUGCCGUUUUGCUGGUGGGCUAUGGCACUGACACAGCCUCUGGGAUGGAUUACUGGAUUGUUAAAAACAGCUGGGGCGCCAGUUGGGGUGAGAAUGGUUACUUCCGGAUCCGCAGAGGAACUGAUGAGUGUGCCAUUGAGAGCAUAGCCAUGGCAGCCACACCAGUUCCUCAAUUGUAGGGAGCAGUUCCCAGCCUUUUAAACUGUAAAAGUCACAAGACGAGGGCUCCUGGGUCACUCAGUCAGUUGAGCAUCUGCCUUUGGUUCAGGUCAUGAUCUCAGGGUCUGGGGAUCGAGCCCCAGGUUGGGUCCUGCACUCAGCGGGGAGUCUGCUUCUCCCUCUACCUCCCCCGCACCUGCCUUCCCGAUCAUGAGUGCACGCACACUCUCUGUCUCUCUCAAAUAAAUAAAAUCUUUAAAAUAAAAAAAAAAAGAUUUUUGUAAGUGUUCAGGUGAUAGAGAUUAUAGAAUUCAUAUGUGUGCUUAACAGGUUUCUCCAUUGACCCUUUCAGUUAGACUUAUGGUUAUUACUUAUGUAAUAAGUAUUUUGAAAACAAAGAAUUUGAGUGUAUUUCAAUUAAAAAAACAAACUAUGAACCUCUAUGAUAAGGGGUAUACUCAAAUAAUGACUAGUUAACCCUAAAAUUAUUCCAUGGAUAUUUGAUGAGCUAGAGGCCAAAAAUAGAAAUCAGUUUUGAUAAAGAUCUGGAUACUGAUUAAACUUUCUUUUGGUGUAUCUUGCAUCUGGAAGUAUUGGUCAGCCUUCACUGGGUGAGCAUUUGUAAAUUAGUGAGAAGUUAGCAGUUUAGAUUUGGGCUGAUCUUGGAUCUCCAAGGGAUAUUUCACAGUGAUAUGAAAUCUCUUUGUGGGGUUAAACAGGUGGCAUCUAUUAGAAAUGAUGUGACAAUCAGGCAGAUUAGGUGGUCAGAGUUCUAAAACAUAAGCAAAAUCCACAAGCCUCUUGGAGCCGGUAGGGACCGUAGAGCUCAUGGGAUCUAUUCCUCUCUUUGCAUGGAAAGAAUGAUUAGCUUAGAAAAGGGCACGUGACACGGGUCAGGUCACACAGGUGGUAAAUGACUGGGCCUGGGUAGAAGCAAGAUCUUCAGACUGAGUCUCAGCCCUUUCCACCAAAAAAAUCAAAAAUGACUGGAGAUACUAGGUGUAUACUUGGAAAUUUCACGUGUUAAGCGUCAGAGUUUUGUCUGAAGCCUCGACUUUUUGUAUUGCAGUUCACUACAAUGACGUCUUUUCUCUCCUUGCUGGAAUAUGCCCCAUGUGUAAGGUGUGGCUUCUUGGGUGUCCUGGCGCACUGCCACAUGCCUUUGACUCUCUCACCACAUGAUGACUCAGAAGCAGACGCAAUGAAUGGCAGGCAGAGCCAGGGUGCUUGUCAUGUGGAAGGCCUCCAAGGAGCUAUGAAUGCCGUCUCAGUCUUACUUUAUUUCUCGCUUUCCUUGUUGCUAUUGUGAAAGUGUAAAUAGCCUUUGAAAUCAAGCAUGAAUUUACUUUUCACUAGAACUUUUAGAGAUAUUACCUGUCAGCUUAACCAAUAAGGUAUUAUUUAACAGGAAAGCAGGAGCUUAUCCUCUGGUUUUCCACCUGCAUUGCUAUCUGCUCACCCCGAUGGGAGUAAGUCAUGAAGAUGCAGGGCACCCGUGCUUGUGCACAAUUUCAUGAGAACCCUGGCCGAGCUCGUAAGGAGAAUCAUUGCUGAUAUCAUUCAUAAAAUACUUUGGGAAAUAUUGAAAGACUACAUAGAGGUGUGAACCUAACUGGUGAUGGGAAACAAUUCUCAUAAGCAUGAUUAGUUGACAAGCAAUGGUUCGAGGAGACCCUAAAUUUCUUGACAUUACAAGAGGGAUUACCCAGAACGAGAGCUCAGGUUCCACUGCACUUCAACCUGAAUUUAUCUGCUAUGGGAGUCUGCUUUUCCUGUUUCUAGAUGACAGAUCACUGCUUCAUCCCCAGUGGCAGAAUUCAUUAAAGAUGGUGACUAAAUGGAACAUCACAGUUCCUCAAGCUGUGUGAUUAAACUCUUAAGCUGUAGAAAAAACAAGUUUCGUAAUCUAAAACUGUUUCUAUUGGUGCUACUAGAACAUGGAAUCAGAGUCUGUUGAUGGGUGGAGCUCUGCAAAAAAUGGAAUGGGAACUCGGGCUAACCUCCCCAAAGACCUAUCCAGGAGAACAACAGUGUUGUAUGUGUGGAGACACCACCACCCAUAAAGGAAAAUAAAGUUUUAGCUGGGCAGUCAAGCACAAGCAUGGCAUUGACUUGGGUGCCUGGUGCCUGGAUCAGCUUUCUGGCUCUGCCUCAUAUAAGCCAUAAAGCCUGAGGCAGUUUCCUUAACCCACAUGUGCUUCAGGUGCCUGAACUGCAGGAUAGAUAACCCUCCCUGUGUGAGCUCUCCCUCUAAAUCCUUGCUGUUGCAAUGACGGAACCAAAUAGAUUUGUACUUUCGGAUGCCAUUGUUUGCCUUACUUAAGUUCAAGCCUUUCACCAUCCCAAGUGGGGAAACCGAAGUAGAUUCAGAUAAGGCAGUUUCCCAGCCAGGCAUACUUGCUCACUGACCUCUAGUUGACCUCUAACCACCAAAGCCUAGAACUGGAUAGAUCUGAAUAGUAAGGGAUAUACAUGUACCUACUUCACAGAGUUUUCUGAGGGUUAAAUGCCUUCCUAAUAUGUAGAGCAUGUAAACAGUGCUUGGAAGAUAGGAGAAUGUAAAUAUUAGUUAUUACUCAAGUCUUCCUUUUCUAAAUUCAAAUUAUAAAAUAAUUGUUUGCUAUGAGGAGGCAGCUAAGACAUGUUCUAUUAAUAAACAAUCUAUGAGAGUAGAGGAGCUAAUGAGAUUCUUUUAAGGAAGAAAAUCUAUAGAAGAACACUAGCAUAAAGAAACAAACCUUCAAAAACUUGAGGGAGAUCAUUUUGAAUUUUUUGGUACAGAGGUUUUUUUGUUUGCUUGUUUUUAAGAUUUUAUUUGAGAAAGAGCACGAGCGGGAGGGGCAGAGGGAGAGGGAGAGAGUCCCAAGCAGACUCCGUGCUCAGCGGGGCUUGAUCUCACACCCCUGAGAUCAUGACCUGAGCUGAAACCAAAAGUCGGACGCUUAACCAACUGAGCUACCCAGGCGCCUCUUGGUACAGAGGUUUUUACAUCCUUCACCACAUGAGUGCCUCUGUUGCUACCCCUGUCGAGAGAAAAACAGUGAGAGGCCAUCAAGUUUGGAAGGCUAUGGCUGAGAAAAAAGUCACUGCAAUUUUAAAGCAAAAAAGACUAAGGUUAAUCUAAGGUUGUAAUAUGUUUAUUUUCCUAUUUUGGAUUUUCCAGUAAAGAUAAGGUAAGCAUAAUAGAGUCACAAAACAUUAGUGCUGGAAGAUUAUCUGGUUCAUCUCUUGUUAAAAUAAAAAUGGGCUUACAGAGGGGAAGUAGCAUACCUGGGGCUCUAGUUAAUAAUGCUAAGUCUAGAUUCCACUGAAUCCAGAACGUUCUACUGUUCCUGCUGCCUCCCAGUUACAAAAGGAGAAAGAAAUCCAUAUGUUGCGAGACACAUAAGCUCACCUUGUUCUGUAAAAUCAUUUCUAAGUUGUUUUCCAGCUUUCAGAAAUCCUAUUAUCUCUCAGGGGCAAGUACUCUAAGCUUCAGUCCACGUGUGGUGGUUUGGAAGGCUUAAUUUAACAGUUGUCCUCUAAAUACAGCGAUAUUAAUAUUUCUAUGUCUUAACUGUAAUAAAGAUUUAUUUCUGG
Molecule: messenger RNA, 4961 nt
Organism: Zalophus californianus (California sea lion)
Lineage: Eukaryota; Metazoa; Chordata; Mammalia; Carnivora; Otariidae
Gene: CTSC
Product: cathepsin C
Exons: 7
Coding region: 17-1402 (461 amino acids)
Cellular component (GO): lysosome
Molecular function (GO): cysteine-type endopeptidase activity
Source: RefSeq, a predicted model, not a curated record